Messenger RNA from Condylostylus longicornis, 1655 nucleotides. RefSeq lists its product as uncharacterized. The coding region runs from base 38 to 1540 and encodes 500 amino acids. NCBI's taxonomy places the organism in Eukaryota, Metazoa, Arthropoda, Insecta, Diptera, Dolichopodidae. The transcript is spliced from 6 exons. The record is from RefSeq and is a predicted model, not a curated record.
AGUGCAUACGUAAAGAGUAAAAAUAAAGGGUUAAGAAAUGGUUUCCCAAUUUGGUAAAGAAUUUAAUUUGGAUUGGUCGGAUAAAGAGGCUCCAAAAUAUUCUGAAUUUCAAAAAAAUCUUUUAAAAAAAUGUAAAAAAGUGACUAAACUAAGUGAAAUUACCAAAACAUCGGAAAUAAUUAUAAAUUCACAAAAAUUUCCAAUUGAAUUCCCAAUUAAUACAUGCAGAGUUGAGUUCCAACCAAAGGAAAGAUAUGAAAUAAUAGAAGAGCAAAUAAAUUCGGCAUAUCCAAUAAUUCAUGAACGUGUUAUCUGGUUAUAUUUACGAUUUUUGGAGCACAAAAUAAAAUAUGGCAACCUUACAGAAAAAAAUGUUUAUUCUGAUAUGGAUCUAAUAGACUUUGUGCAACGAUUAUUAACAAAACGUUGUGUUAGUUUUUUUCAAAGAUACGAUAAAUAUUUAUUGAUUUCCAAAGAAACUGGUACUAAUGGUCAUACAACGGUUGGAAGUUUAAAAGAAAAAUCACCUUUAUUUUUGAAAAAUUGUUUAAGUUAUGACGAAAUUAAGCUUUCCGCUCUACUAUCUGUUUCAUCUCACACAGAAUUUAUUAAUAAUGGAAAUAGACAUAAUCAGGGUCAUGUUGAAAAAAAUAAAUCAGAGAUCGAACGUUCUGGUGUUAUAAUUGGACUGAUUGGGGCAAGAUUGGUAAAACGUAAUUUUAUGGAAGCACAAGAUAUUAUUAUAUCAGAUACUCAAAAUACCAAGGAACAUGGAUAUGGUAAAAAAGAUCCUAGUGAAACUGGUUUAAAAGCAACAAAAAAUGAUUAUCGUCAAAUGUGGAAUGAUUUUUAUAAUGAAUUAGAUUUUAUAUAUAAUGACGUUAAAGUUGAUAAUGGAAGAUUUCAUAGAUUAAAUGCUAAUGAAAUAUUCGAUAGCAUUGUUAUGAAAAAACGCUAUACGAUAUCUUUUGAUACAUUAUUAUUAGAUGCUGCUGCUAGAGCUUUCAAUGAAAAAAAACAAGCUUAUAUUCAUGUUGUAGGAAUAGGGCUAGGAGUAUGGAAAUGUUGGAAAGAACAAGAAAAAAUAUUUUUAGCAACAUUUGCACAAAGAAUUAAAAAAUUGAUAUUAAAAUUAAAUAAUAUUUCAAUUAUACACUUUUCAUAUUUUAAUAAUGAUGGUUUUGAAGAAAUAAAGAAUGGUGCAAUUUUUCAUAGUGAUUCACAUCCGAAUGGUGGAAUUAAAAUAUUAGUAUCAAAAAGAAAUCCACAUCAGAAAUUGCACCAACCUGAAUUAGAAAAUUAUUUGCCAGUUAUAUCAUAUGCUUGGGACGGAAAUGCAUUGCCAGGAAAUGAAUUUUGGCUGAAACAUUUAAAAUCAACAAGCGAUUCAGCAGCUGCAUGUAGUACUUUAAUUACAGAGUUACAUAAUCCACAUAUUAACACAAAGCGAGUAAAUGCAAAUAAUUUACAUAUUGCAUCUGAAGAAUUUGGUGUACUUCAUAUAAGUGAAUACGCUGAAAAAAUAUUAAAAAUGCUGUGAAAAUUAAAACACGUUACUUAUUAUCGUUUUUCAUUUAAACAUCAAGAUAAGAUUAAAUUGUUAUAUAGCACUGCGCAGACAUAUUUUCUAUCAAGUUUUGUUUUUAUAUUUUUGU